CCCGCGCAGGCACCGCCGCGGACAGCCCGCCGCGGACCUUCCCCCGGGGUCCUCGCGCGCCGGAAGUCCUCGCGCUCGGCCUUUUCCGUCUGGACUGGAGGCAGGCGGCUGCGAGCGGCCGGCGUGCUCCGAUCGGUCGGAGCUAACCGCUGCCAGGCGGGCUGCCGCGGCCCGGCGUACGCCCCAGUCGAGCGAAGAUGGUGGGCCGGAACAGCGCCAUCGCCGCGGGCGUGUGCGGUGCCCUCUUCAUCGGGUACUGCAUCUACUUCGACCGCAAAAGGCGGAGUGACCCCAACUUCAAGAACAGGCUUCGAGAACGAAGAAAGAAACAGAAGCUUGCUAAGGAGAGAGCUGGGCUUUCCAAGUUACCUGAUUUAAAAGAUGCUGAAGCAGUUCAGAAAUUCUUCCUUGAAGAGAUACAGCUUGGUGAAGAGUUACUAGCACAAGGUGACUACGAGAAGGGUGUGGACCACCUGACAAAUGCCAUUGCUGUGUGUGGACAGCCUCAGCAGCUGCUGCAAGUGUUACAGCAGACUCUUCCGCCACCAGUGUUCCAGAUGCUUCUGACCAAGCUUCCGACCAUUAGUCAGAGAAUUGUAAGUGCUCAGAGCUUGGCUGAAGAUGAUGUGGAAUGAGCCAGAUACCAACAAGAUAAAAUCUCAGUAAAAUAAUUUAACAGUUAGCUUGGAAGCUGGUCAGCUCUGGGGGAUUAAGGGCAAAUUAUGCUGUCAUGAACUGUCCCACACUGACGUCUGCCAAAGCGAAUAUGAACUUUGGUAGAUCCAUUGUCUGUUCUAUUUAUUUUUCCAGUGAAAAGUAUUUUGAUAGAGCUUUUCAUUUUAUAAAUACACUGAGUUAACCAAAUAUCAUGGAUUUCCGUUUGUUCUUAAGACAUGCAAUUCAAAUGUAAAUACAGUAGAGUAUUACUUAGGUAGAAACUCGUGGUGAUUUUAAGAUUGGAAAAGAAUCUGAGGAAGAGUUGAAUAACACACAUUCUAAAGACUAGAACAUUUUAUUGUAUGUUGUAAAAUUGGGUAGAAAUUUGUGUUUGUGAAAACUGAGCAUUAAAACCUUACAGAGACCGUUUCUCGUUUACUUAAGAAAAUGUGCGGUGUGUUGUCUGUUGUUAAUUCCAUUCCCUCCGUGUGUUUCCUUAAAAGCUUCUGUCUAUUAGUGGCUUCCUGUGCUCUGGGCACUUAACUCCUAAUCUUUCAAACACCGGGAUGCAAACAGCACAGGGAUUAGACCUGUGUGCACCCUGACCUGGAGGGUGAGCUUUGCCUGCUGUCUGCUCGCUUGGCUCUUUAUACAGACUGAGGCUCAGUCUGCCUGCCCGUCUCUGGGGUGUUCCAUCUCAGCAUUAGGUCAGUUGGUUCUGUUGAGUGUCUUCAGGUCCACCUCCAGCUGGUGAUUAUUUCAGAAUAACCAGACCUUGUACUUGUUUAUAUUCUGAAUUUGCAUGUUUGCCUGACUUAGUAUUUCUCAAUUAAAACCUCUUAAGUGGAGUAAUUUCUUUGUCAGUUGCUACUGAUGUGAAGUGAUUCUGUUACUGUUGUGUAAAUUAACCAGAAACUCAUCCUUAAGGAAGCUGGGGUGGUCUUCUUGUGCAAGUGUUUUUGCUUUUAACAGAAUUAUCUCUUCAGUUCUACUAUGGAUUGAUUAAUUUAUCUUACACAGUGACAGCGGCGUGCCAUCUUGACGGGAGAUCUUGUGGUCUGCUACUAUCUGUUCACCAAGCAGCAUUCUCACAGGACAGCUCACUUGCAUCAGUGCUGUAGACUUGUUUGCUUGGCUGUCCUCACCUUUGCCUGGGUCAGUGUAGUGGGAAGAAUCUGGAAAUGGAGGUUUAGUUAGCUUCUUUCUGCCUGUUUGGUGUUUGGAUAACAGCUUUGGACAACUCCAUUCACUCAAGAGCCUUUCUCUAAUGUUUGCUGGUGGAAUGCCAGACGUGGAGAGGCACACAUUUGAGACCUCUUCCAUGAGUCCUUCUAGGCCUUUUGAUCCCAAGUCCUUAAACACUACGUUCUUGGUAGGUAAUGCAUGUUUUGGGGAAUGAUGCUACAAAUAUGCCAGUUGCAUUUUGCUGGUAGAAUCUUUAGUCCCAAGCAUCAUAAUGGUGACUUGUCUGAGAUUGACAUCACUGUAGAGUCCUAUGCAGCCCAGACGUGGAGAAGACCACAGGGCACUGCUUACAGAGGUACUCUGCAGUGUGCACUGGAUGCCCUGGCCCUGGAAGUUGCAGAGGUGGAGAUGCUGUUUUACUUUGAGGCUGAUUAAGCCAAGUUUGUUUGCACGAAGGACAGAUGUGGGGCUUUGGCACUGUCACUUGUGAACACUAGAUGCUUGUUUUGGUUGCGACAACUACUUUCCUUCAUAGAAACAAAUGUUGCACCCCAGCUCACCUGAAGUUAAAUAGAUGGAAGCAGAACACUAGAUGCUUGUUUUGGUUGCGACAACUACUUUCCUUCAUAGAAACAAAUGUUGCACCCCAGCUCACCUGAAGUUAAAUAGAUGGAAGCAGAAAGCGUUGGUGCUGGUCAGCAAGGCCAGAAGGCAAGAUUAACACCCAACUGAGAUAAAAGCAGUUUUAAGUGUUGCCAUGGGAAGUCUGGAGAGGGAAUACAUGUUAGGGCAUGUUGGCAUGCUGCCUUGGGUGCCACUGUCUUAACUGAAAACAUUUUAGCCAGCUGCCUGGAAAGAUGUAAACAGCCCCAGUAGUGCACACUGAGGCCAAGUCCAGGUGCUGUGUUCCUGCAUCUCUGUCCAGCAGGUUAGGUGUGCAUACCACCAUGCACCUGUGACCUUGAACCAGCCUGCAAACCAGAGUGCUGAUGUACUGUCAUGGAAGUGGUGUGGCUGGUGCCAGACAAAUCCAUUCUUCUCACGUCAGAAAAUGAAGUGUUCAUUGCCUGUGCCUCAGCUGUAUUAAAGGGAUUGGAGAACAUCUGGCUUGGUGUGUAUUUGCAGAACUGAAUGCUGUUGAUUUUGGUGACUACUUAGAAAGGACACCGCAUUUUAGGUUAACACCCUAAGGCCCUCUCCCAUCUCACCCCUUUAGUAAACAAAAGCCUGUUUACUGCCCAGUAUGGAAAGUAUUUUAGGUUCUAAGUUAGGCCCUUCUUCCUUGAUCCCAGGAGGUGAGAGAAUAGCAGUGUCUGCUGUGGGUUUGGUGUCUGGGAUGUGAAUUCUAAGUGGGUGAAGUGGCCACCAAUAGGAAAGGGAGAAACUUGAUGACAGUGACUCAGCACUUUUGAAAUGUUCAAGAUUUUAAAUUUGUUACAAUCCACAGUUACACUAAGCAGUUUCCAUGUUUUGGGAGUAAGGUAAUUUUACCCUUACCCAAUCAAUACAGGACAGGUUACCCUCUCCCUGGUGUGUGUAAGACACAACUAAAGCUACAAUUGAAGGCUUUGGAGAAUUAACCAUUUAACGUGCUUACUACUUUAGUCUACCCACAGGAUGAGGCUACAUGCAAAAACUGCCCAAGUCAAAUAGUUUUGUCAAGUUAAGUAAGGGGCUGGAAGGUGAAAAGUUGACCCUAGAGAAUGCUUCAGCUACCCUUUGGGGCAGGUAGCCCUGGCCCCUGUGUGCAGGUGUGCUGUAGGCAUUGUGGAGACAGGGGUUGGGGGGGGGGGUGUGCCUGCUGUACUUGACUGAAGUGUAAAGCUUUGGUAAGGAUUUGGCCUCUAGCAGUCUUAGGUUUCUGCAUUUACCACGGUGACACAGCCCCUACAGGGCUGACUAGGAACAGCACAUCCUGUGCUGUUGAAGCUGUCCACAUCUCAUUCCUAAAGGUCCUCUCUCUCUUGUCAAUCAGGGCUCCACGGACAGCAAAACAUUCCCUCACCCCUUUUCAGUUUCCUUGAUGUGACUUACCUCUUUUUGUUUAUUUCUUUUGAGACAGGGUUUUUCUGUGUAUUUAUAGCUGUCCUGGAAUUGUUCUGUAGACCAGGCUGGCCUGAAAGUUGCCUCCUGCCUCUGUCCGCCCCCCAAACCCUGGGUUUAAAGGUAUACACCACUACUAACUGUUGAGGCUCAGUCUCCUAAGAGCUGGGAUUUCUGGAAUGUAUCAGUAUGCCCAUUUUAGGACCCACCUUUUGGAUUAAGGAAUAUCGCAGGAAUUAGAACAUAGUCUUAGUAGAACAGCUCCCUUCUGACUCUGCUUAUCACUGAUAAGGAAGACGUCAAGGCUGGGUUGUGAGUUUGAGGCCAGUCUUGGGCACACAGUUCUAAGCCAUCUUUGGACCCCGUGGAGACUGGAAGGUUCAGGAUUUGAAUUAGGAAGGGUAAACUGACAAGAUUAAAAUCAUGGAGGGUGGGGGCUGGGAAGUUUUUUGUUUGAUGCUUUUCAUAUAUCUUAAGCUGGCCUUGAACUCUUGAUCUUCAUGUCUUAAUCCAUGGAGUACUGGAUUUACAGGUCUGCUAUGCCUAGCUACUUAUUUAUUUAGGACAGGGUCUCACUAUGUAGCUUUAGCUGGCCCAGAACUCAAAGAUCCAGCUGCCUUCGUUUUCCAGCCCUCACAGGACCAAACAGGAACUCAGUUGUUCCCACCUUCAUUCCUCAGUAGUGUUAGUAUCAGGAUUAGAUCCUAUCAGGGUGAUGAUGGAUGCUCUAAUUCCCAAGUACUGGGACCACAGGCAUUUGCCUCCAUGUUUGUUUUUCAAGAGUUUUUAUUUAUGUUUCUGACUUGAAUUUCAUAGGAAACUGUUGGAAAGUUUUAGCUUGGUGUUAAGGCAGAGUUUCCAGCACUUUCUGAAAUGACCCUAAACACUGCUUCCAUGUUAUACUGUGUUUAUGUAAAGCAGUGUUCUCUGCAUCAACUAUGAAGUUGAAAUAUCAGCCAGCUCUAAAUAAUGCUGAUGGCGCUCUGCAGCUUACAGGAUCAAAUGCUCACCCAAAAUUGUUAUGUAAAAAGCACACCCAUUUCUUCUUCCAUAUGCACCUUGGCAUUUCAAAUAAACACCUUCAUGAUUUAUUACUGAUAA
Messenger RNA from Mus musculus (house mouse), 4986 nucleotides. It is a transcript of the gene Tomm20, whose product is annotated as translocase of outer mitochondrial membrane 20. The coding region runs from base 198 to 635 and encodes 145 amino acids. Gene Ontology annotation, cellular component: mitochondrial envelope; mitochondria-associated endoplasmic reticulum membrane contact site; mitochondrion. The transcript has 5 exons. Gene Ontology annotation, molecular function: transmembrane protein transporter activity; mitochondrial signal sequence receptor activity. Lineage: Eukaryota; Metazoa; Chordata; Mammalia; Rodentia; Muridae. Gene Ontology annotation, biological process: response to 3,3',5-triiodo-L-thyronine; protein targeting; response to muscle activity. The record is from RefSeq and is marked validated.